GCCUCAUCCUGACGCUGUCAGCGCGCACAGCCUCGGCUGCUCUCCUCGCUCGCCUUCUGUCCCUAUCCAGGGACCGAUUAGGUGCGGGCGACGGGAUUCCAGCUGAGGUUUCAGAAUCUGAGACCUCACCAAAGUAUCAGACUGGGUGCCGCCAGCAGCCACCCCAGUCUGGGUUGGGAGCGCACGCGUCUUUGGAGCUAUCCGCGGCGGUGCAGUUUCCCCAGGGAGCCAACUUUAGGCCAGCUCGAGGACUGGGUGCAGGCUCCGACCCAGCAGAUCGGUCCGAGGGGUCUCAGGCAGUGGAACCCGAGGAGUCCCCAGGCACGCCGGAUUGCGCGUCGGGUCCCGUCCCGCAGCGCCAUUCCUUAAAGGGCUCUAAGGCCAGGGGCGCACGGCAGCCACGGGCAUGGAGGGCGCGCUUGCGGCCAACUGGAGCGCGGAGGCGGUCAAUGGCAGCGAGGCGCUGCCGGGAGCCGAGGGCAACCGCACCGCCGGGCCCCCGCAGCGCAACGAGGCCCUGGCGCGCGUGGAGGUGGCCGUGCUGUGCCUCAUUCUCUUCCUGGCGCUGAGCGGCAACGCGUGCGUGCUACUGGCGCUGCGCACCACGCGCCACAAGCACUCGCGCCUUUUCUUUUUCAUGAAGCACCUGAGUAUAGCCGACCUGGUGGUGGCAGUGUUCCAGGUGCUGCCGCAACUGCUCUGGGACAUCACUUUCCGCUUCUACGGGCCCGACCUGCUGUGCCGCCUGGUUAAGUACCUGCAGGUGGUGGGCAUGUUCGCCUCCACCUACUUGCUGCUGCUCAUGUCUCUCGACCGCUGCCUGGCCAUCUGCCAGCCGCUGCGGGCGCUGCGUCGCCGCGCGGACCGCCUGGCGGUGCUCGCCACGUGGCUGGGGUGCCUGGUGGCCAGCGCGCCCCAAGUGCACAUCUUCUCGCUGCGCGAGGUGGCCGACGGCGUCUUCGACUGCUGGGCCGUCUUCAUCCAGCCCUGGGGGCCCAAGGCCUACAUCACGUGGAUCACGCUCUCGGUCUAUAUCGUGCCUGUCAUCGUGCUCGCCGUCUGCUACGGCCUCAUCAGCUUCAAGAUCUGGCAGAACUUGCGGCUCAAGACGGCGGCGGCGGCGGCGGAGGCGGAGGGGCAGGAGGGCGCGGCGGUGGCGGGCAGCGCUGGGCGCGCGGCUCUGGCACGCGUCAGCAGCGUGAAGCUCAUCUCCAAGGCCAAGAUCCGCACCGUCAAGAUGACCUUCAUUAUCGUGCUGGCCUUCAUCGUGUGCUGGACGCCAUUCUUCUUCGUUCAGAUGUGGAGCGUCUGGGACGCCAAUGCGCCCAAGGAAGCCUCGGCCUUCAUCAUAGCCAUGCUCCUGGCCAGCCUCAAUAGCUGCUGCAACCCUUGGAUCUACAUGCUCUUCACCGGCCACCUCUUCCACGAACUUGUACAGCGCUUCCUCUGCUGCUCCUCCAGCUACCUGAAGGGCAGCCGGCCAGGAGAGACCAGCGUGAGCAAAAAGAGCAACUCCUCCACCUUUGUCCUGAGCCGCCACAGCUCCAGCCAGAGGAGCUCCUCGCAGCCAUCCACGGUGUGACCGGCCCGGGGCCAGGACUGCCUCCCACGGCUCAGCCUGUGCCUACACGGACAGUCCACCCCUUGGUGGCAUGUGUGCAUGUAUUUGAGGUACCUUUCAGUUUGCACCCUUCCACACCUUGGGGUAGCUUGAGUGGGGAAUUCUGACAUGGGGGUUGGGGAAGUAGUCCUCAUGGUGGAAGAUGAUGGGGUGACUCAUCCAUCAGACAAUCCCUGGAUCUCCCCUGGUUUCCCACAGAUGUUUAUGUACCCUGACCCCACUGUUGCCCCUGGCUGGUGGAUGGGUUGUUUUUUUUCUCCUGGACCUGUCAUUUCACUCCAGUAUCUUUUAACUCCUUUACGCUGGGAUCUUGAGAAAGUAACUAUAGGAUUGGUGACUCCCCGGGUGUGGAAGCCUAGUGUUCUGAGCUCAGAAUAAGGAGUGAGCUCAGCUGCGGAGGGUGGUACCAAUAUCUUCCUGACUUCAGAGUGCUUUUACCUUUGCAUGGACCCAUCCCAGCAUCCUGGGGCAACAGCAUGUCAGAAGGUGGCCCUAGGAACAGGGGAUUCUCUUAUGAAACCAUUUGGCAUAGGCAGCUGAUUAAAACCUGGGUUACAAAUGUUUAAGAAGCUAAUAUUUAUAUGAAGCAAUUGGGAAAGAAAAAUAAAAGGCAUCCAAAUUGGAAAAGAAGAAGUAAAACUCUUUGCAAAUGACAUAAUUUUGUAUGUAGACAAUUCUAAGGAAUUCGUGCACCUGUGCAAACCGAUUAGAAUGAAUAAAUGAGUUCAUCAAGGUUGCAGGAUACAAGAUCAACAUACAAAAACCAGUGGUAUUUCUUUUUUUUUUUAAUGUUUAUUUUUGAGAGAGAGAGUGUGAGCAGGGGAGGGGCAGAGGAAGAGGGGGACAGAGGAUCUGAAGCCGGCUCUGCACACUGACAGCAGUGAGCCCGAUGUCGGGCUGGAACUCACAAACCGUGAGAUCAUGACCCAAGCUGAAGUCGAACACUCAACCUACUGAGCCACCCAGGUGCUCCACCAGUGGUAUUUCUUGAUUCUAGCAAUUAACCAUAUGAAAAAGAAAUUAAGAAAUAAUUCCAUAUAUAAUAAUUUAAGAAAGGAUAAAAUAGGAAUAAGUCUAAGAAAAAAAGUACAAGACCGAUACCCUGACAACUACAAAAUAUCAUUGAAAGAAACUGAAGAAGACUUAAAUACAUGGAAAGAUAUCCCAUGUUCAUGGAUCAGAGACUUUAAAUAUUGUUAAGAUGACAGUAUUGUCCAAAUUGAUCUUCAGAUUCAGUGCAAUCUCUUAUCAAAAUCCUAGUUGGCUUCUUUGCACAACUUGAUAAGCUGAUCCCAAAAUUCAUACAGAAAUGCAAGGGACCCAGAAUAGCUGAAUAAUCCUUGAAAAAGAAGAACAAAGUGGGAUUCCUGGUCUCAAACUUAAAAGAGUGUGGUACUGUAUAAUGGUAGACAUCUAGACCAUUGCAGUAGAAUGGAGAGUGCAGAUAUAAACCCUCACAUUUAUGGCCAAUUGAUUUUUGACAACUGUGGCAAGAGAAUUCACUAGGGAAGACAAUCUGUUCAAUAAAUGGCUCUGGGAAAACGGGAUAUCCACAUGCAAAAGAAUGAAGCUGGUGAAGGUACAAACUUCCAGUUAGGAAAAUAAAUAAGUCACAGUGAUAAAAAGUACAGCCCAGGGAGUAUGGUCAAUGAUAUUGUAAUCAGGUUGUGUGGUGAUCACACUUGUCAUGGUGUGAGCCUUGAGUAAUGGGUGGGAUUGUUGGAAUUCGAUGUUGUACACCUGAAACUAAUAUCGCAUUGUAUGUCAACUAUACUUCAAUGAACAAAAGAGUGAAGCUGGACUCCUACCUCACACUGUGUGUAAAAAUUAACUCAAAGUGCUUCCAGCCCUAAAUGUAAGAGUUAAAACUAUAAAAUUCUUAGAAGAAAACAUAGCCAUAAAUCUUUGUGACCUUGGACUAGGCAGUGAUUUCUUAGCCAUGAUACCCAAAAAGCAAACGCAAAGGAAAAGUAGAUAAAUUGAACCCCAUCAAAACGGGGUACAGUACUUUUGUGCUUUGAAGGACAUGAUCAAGAAAGUGAAAAGGUAUCUCACAGAACGGAAGAAAAUGUUUGCAAAUCAGAUACUCCUAUCCAGAAUAUAUCGAGCAUUCUAACAACUUAACAAUAACAAGACAAAUAAGCCAAGUUUUAAAAGGGACAAAAUAGGGGUGCCUGGCUGGCUCAGUCGGUGGAGUGUGCGACUCAUGAUCUUGGGGUUGUGAGUCUGAGCCCUGCAUUUGGGGUAGAGAUUACCUGAAAAUAAAAAUCUUUAAGAAAAGGGGGCAUAAGAUAUUUGAAUAAACAAACAAACAAAAAGACAUAUUUUCCUGUCCUCUCCAAGGAAGACCUAAAAAUGGCCAAUGAGCCCAUGAAAAGAUGCUCAAUAUUUUUCAUUAGGAAAAUGCAAAUGAAAACCGCAGUGAAACGCCAUGUCCCACCUGCUAGGAUGACCAUGAUCAAAAAGAUGGGCACUAACAGGUGCUGGCAAGGAUGUGGAAGGAUUGGAACUCUCAUACGUUGCUGGUGGGAAUAGAAAAUGGUCCAGCCACUUAGAACAUACUUUGGCUGUUUCUCAAAAAGUGAAACAUAGAAUUGCCAUAUGAGCCAGAUAUGCCACUCCUAAGUAUUUACUCCAGAGAAAUGAGAGCGUACACAUAGACAAAGACUUGUACAUAAAUGCUCAUGGCAUCAUAAUUUAUAAUAGCGCAAAAUGGAAAUAGCCCAGAGGUGUAUCCACAGAUGAAUGGAUGAACACGGUCUGUCCAUACGAUGGGAUAUUAUUGGGCUAUAAAAAUAAAGGAAAUCAUGAUUCAUGCUACAACACGGAUGAACCUUGAAAAGAGUAUGCCAAGUGAAGACAGCCAUUGCAGAAAGCCACUUACUGUACAGUUCCAUUUUUGUGAAAUAUCUGGAGUAGGCAGAUCUAUAAAGUCUACAGAAUUGUGGUUGCCAGGGGCCGAAGGCCGUGGAUGCUAAUAAGAUACAGGGUUUUGGGGCAGGGAGGUGAUGAUAGUUUUUAGGAAUUAGUGAUGAUGGCAUGUGAUUUUUAGAAUAGGGCCAAUACCACUGAGUUGAGCACUUUAAAAGAAGUUUACAACAACAACAACAACAACAAAAACAAAAUGUUUACCAGCUGAAUUCAGACGUGGCCAGCUGGAAGGAUGAAUUCCUUAGAAUCCCUCUGAGCUUUUUUUGUGUGUUUGUUUCUCUCUGUAACUCACCAUUUAGGAGGAAUGGUUUUCUUAUUCAGUUUUUCUGCAAGAGAUGGUGUUUCCCGCUUGGCCAAAGUUCCCAGCAGUGAUAAUCCUCUCUUCCUGCUCUAGUAAAGGCACAAGCGAUGUCUUGAGGCUGCACACUGUUGUGUUUUAUUUAGAAGAGCAAUUCACCAGGGGUCUCAAAGGUUUUACUGACCUAGGAAACAUGUUCUCAAGGGUCCUCACAGCCUUGAGGUAGGACGUGACCAUGCCCAAGAAAUACCUUUGGUUAUUAAAUACAGGAUAUUCUGGAUCAGAGGUUUUCCGAUUGGGACUGGUCAGCUCAUUGACACUGUGGGACUCUUUUUUUUUUUUUUUUAAUUUCUACACAUAUUUUUUGGACUCACAAACAAGAGCACUUCCUGAACGUCACAGAUCCACUCUCUAUAUGCACUGUCCUCUUCUCCCUCCACACUGCAUUAUGCACACACAUACACGUGCACACACACGUAUGCACACAGUAGAAGAAGCUGGCAUGGUCUUGAUGUUUGGGGAGAAGAGAGGCAAGCACUGAAAUGCCAGUAUUCAGACUCUCACCAUUUAGUACAAGACCUUCAGUACUGACUGGGGACUGAAGACUAUAUCAUCUUUGGACCCAGAGACAGUGUUGCUGUCACACAUACUGACAGCAUCAACACCAGCCAGUUCUUGCUUUUUGGAAAGCUAACAGGGUGCUGAUUUGGGGUCUUUGUGACCACAUACAGGACCAUGGGGCACUCUGGGUGCAAAUGCACCCGUGGUGGGGUCUGUUGGCAUUUGAGCCUAUCUGCUCACCAGCCAGAGAUGCCCCAGCCUCUGCUGUUCCUGGGAAAGUUGCUGCCCUAGCAGCCAACGGAGGCCACUGGGGAUUGAGGGGACAGCAACUCACAGAUUGUCCUGACUAGGGGCACAACCUUCCUGAGACCCCUGGAGCUGCAAGAUUCUUGGGCACUGGAACCAGCUGGGAUGCUUCCCUCAUUCUCUUCCUGUGGUAUCUCUGGAUGGUUCUUUGGGUCUUAUUAUGGUGCCAGAGUCUGUCUUAUAUAUACCACUUAUCAGUGGCAUUUGGUUUCGGCUGCACCCGUGGCUUCCACACCGCUCCCCUCCCGAUCUCAUGCUGGAGGAAGUUUCCAUCGUCUCGGGCUUUCCCCAACCAAACUCUGGAAGCAUGAGUGCAGGGUCCAGAAUGCUGUCUGAAGCUCAGUUGUUUCUGUCCUCCUUCCCCAGACCUCGUGUCUGAGGUCUGUGAACCAUCUUUUCCCACAGCAUCAGACCUGUUUACAAACCUCACGCGUGGCUGGAGGCACCAGUAAAUUGAACCAUGCGCAUUUUCUCCUGGAAUGUUUCAUUCUGAUGGUCAAAAGUGACAUGUGAACACUUGAGGACUCUGAGCCUUAUUUCUUUAGGCCCUGAAAAAAAAAAGUGUCACACAAUUUGCUCUCCUUUUGGGUUGGAUCUGUGGGUUACACCUGCAGGAGGCUGCCUUUUACAAAGAUCCUGGUUUCAAAGUGCUACACCUAUUGUAUUUAAUUGCAACGAAACACCACUGAAUACAAAAUGUGACUUCCUUGACUGUGUUCUCCUGUGGUGACUUUUCUGUGGUACCCUCGUGGACUGUGCCAGUUGCUGAAUGAUGUGGCCAAUAGCAAGAUGUCUGCUUCGUUAACUGCUUUAUAAAAGGUGCACUGAAUAAACAUUUUUCCCCC
Neofelis nebulosa (Clouded leopard) is the source of this 6562-nucleotide messenger RNA. It is a transcript of the gene OXTR, whose product is annotated as oxytocin receptor. Gene Ontology annotation, molecular function: vasopressin receptor activity; peptide binding; oxytocin receptor activity. Gene Ontology annotation, cellular component: membrane. Gene Ontology annotation, biological process: positive regulation of vasoconstriction; G protein-coupled receptor signaling pathway; female pregnancy. The transcript is spliced from 3 exons. Bases 407 to 1582 code for a protein of 391 amino acids. The record is from RefSeq and is a predicted model, not a curated record. Lineage: Eukaryota; Metazoa; Chordata; Mammalia; Carnivora; Felidae.